ACAAACUGCAAAUAUGUCCCUAUACUCUGUCUUCAUUAGGGGUUAUAUGUCUUUCACCAAAAGUUUUGGGUCAAAGUGCACCAACUACAAAUCAAGAAGGAGGCGAUAGCAAUCUGCAUUGAAAAAGAAAGAAGAAGAACCAGCUUCCAACUACCCCAUAUAAUAUUAGCUCAUUCUGUUAUUGUUAGGGUUCUGCAUUCCCCUGCUCCAGAAACCAUUCAAAAAUCCAAUCUUUAGCAUUCUCCCAUAUAUUUCUCUUCAAAUCCAGUUAUCUCUUGGCUUUCUACACAGCUUCUGCCCCAAAAACAUGUCGAAGCAAGGAAAUGUUGGAUUUGAUUUCCCAGAAGACGUCUUUGUCCACAUCUUUCUCAAUCUGCCCAUCAAAGCCAUCCUGAUAUGCACUUGUGUCUGCAAAACCUGGAAUGCCAUCAUCAAGGGCCCCUCAUUCAUUUCGUCACACCUUAAUCACUCGAUCUCCUGGCACAAGGAAAGCAACAUCCCCCUCUGCCUCCUCCGGUACUGCUCCCUGCAUACCUUAAAAGAGCGAUACUCCUUGCGCUUUGACACUCAAGAGCUUGGUAAGUACGCCCGGAUUCAUUUCCCGUACCGAUCCCAUUUUGGGUUCAAGAUAUUUGGCUCUUGCAACGGAUUGGUCUGUUUGUUGGGGGGUAAGAGUUAUUCCACUGAGCACUUAAUUUUAUGGAACCCUGUUAUUAGAAAAUCCAUGAUCCUCCCAAAACGAGGUUUAACUGGGUUAGAUUCAGUUGGGUUGGGAUCGGAUUCUGGAACAAAUGAUUAUAAGGUUUUGGUAGUUUCUCCAUUAAAGAAUGUUUCUAUAAAGGCUGAGCUUUAUUCCCUCAAGGCUAAUACUUGGAAACGGCUUAGGGAUGUUGAAUCACAGUGUCAGAUGGUCACAAAUGGGCCAAUGGCUUUUCUUAAUGGAAUUCUCCAUUUUGUUGCAUAUAGGUUUCAGAACUUGAUUUUGGGGUUUGAUGUCGGUGGUGAGGUUUGUCGCGAAAUUAUGUUGCCAGAUCGUUUGGCGCAUUGCCACCUAAGUGAUCUUUCUGUUAAGGUAUGUGCGGAUUCUUUGUCAGUUUUGUUCUCAAGUGAUACUAAUAGGGUCUUCCAAAUAUGGGUAAUGAAAGAGUAUGGUGUAGAAGGAUCGUGGACUCAACUGUCCAACAUCACCAUGUUGCCAUGGUCGCCAUUGCCAAGGGUAUUGUGCUUUAGAAAGAAUGGCCAUGUCUUAUUGAGUGUGGCAAAUGGCUAUCUGAUGAAUAGCCCUGCACAGAUAGUUUCAUAUGAUCCAAAACACAGAAUGAGGGAGGUUCUUGACAUUCAGGGAAAACAUGAUUGGUUUUUUGUUGAUAGUUACAUAGAAAGCCUAGUUUUACUGGAUAAAGGUAAUGAUCUAAGUCUUUGGUAUCAAGAAAACGGAUCUUGUGAUGCAUAUGAAGAAAGUGAUGAUGGUGCUUCAAGCAGUGCAGCUUGUGCAAUGUAUUUACAGGGUACUACAAGCAGUGCAACCAGUACAAGGAGUGCCAUGGAUGAUUUGUGUGAUGAUUCAAGGAAUGAUGAAAAUGCUGAUUUGAGAGAAGAUUCAGAGGCACGUUCAAGUGAUUAUUCAAGUGGAGAAGCUAGGAAGGAUACAAGUGCAUCAGGUGCAAGUAAGGAUUUAAGUAAAGGUGAAGCAGCUGCAAAUGAAGAAUUAAGCAAUAAUGUAGCUGAUGAUUCAAGUUUUCAUGUUAGUAAUGAAUUGGGUGGCAACACAAAUGGUACCAAUGAUGCACCCUCCAAAUAGGGUGUGUUGACAGGAUACCAUGACCAAAUGAGUACGGAGCUGUGGACAAUGAAGUCAUCUUUCAACAUAUCAUGUUCAGAUUCAUCCAAAGUUGUAUCGGUAGUGUUUUGUGCUUAUGUUAGACCUUGUAUCUGGAUACCCUGACCUCGUAGUUGCUCUUAUGUGAACUAUCAGCAGCAUAACCUCAAGUUUAUGUUUGUAAUGCUAAGUUAUAAUUUGCUAAGUUGCGUACUUGUUUGUAGAAAUGUCAAUUCCGCAUCUGCACUCUGAAAUGAAGGAAUUGAUCUUCU
Messenger RNA from Rubroshorea leprosula, 2091 nucleotides. NCBI's taxonomy places the organism in Eukaryota, Viridiplantae, Streptophyta, Magnoliopsida, Malvales, Dipterocarpaceae. The record is from the annotation of a GenBank genome assembly.